AUGGCGUUCAUGAUGCCCGUUGUGAAAAACGAUUGGGACAUUUACAAAGCCAACCGCUCGAGGAGGGUGUCCGAGUGCUCAAACACCACGACGUGCCGCUCGAGGAAGGUGUCCGAGUGCCGAUCGGAGGGCCCCAGCCUAUCCACGUCCCCCGGGUCCGAGUUCGUCUCGUCCCCGAUCAGGGACAGGGCCUCCGUGCCCACGAACAUGUCAUCCAGGCAGUACUCGCGAGCCAGCUCGAGGACCAGCGAGAGCAACCUGCAGAGCCCCGUCAAGAGCAUGGGGUCGUCGCCCCCGAAGAACACCUCCGAGCCGAACUUGAAUAAGUUCCACAAUCGUUUGUUGGACAAAUUGAAGAAGUCCCUGAGGAAAGUGAACUUGAAAGGGUUCCUGUGCAGUUGCAACAACAGGGAAAAGGAUUGCAUCCGAGAGGCCUACAAUUUGUUGAACAAAUACGCCGACAAGCUCUACCCAACAGAAGCAACAACUAACGAAAAUGAGGCAGACGAAGGGGACAUCGAGAAAGCCUUGACGAACGAACUACUCUCGAUCAGAAACAGAAAAAAACGAUUCCAACAAGUCGAAUCCGGAGCUAACAACUUUCUAUUCAUAAAAACCACCUUGGACGAUCCCGUGAAGCUGGCCCACAGUAUUGUUUGCGAAUUAAAAAGUACCGGUGUACAGCAGACAAAGUUCUUAAUAAGACUGGUCCCGAUCGAGGUGACCUGCAAAGCUUACAUAAAAGACAUUUGCGCUGCUUUUAAGCCUUUGGCGGAGAGGUAUUUUAAGGAGAAUCCCACUACGUUUUCUGUGGUGUACAAUCACAGAAAUAACAACAAUUUGAAUAGAGACGAGGUGAUAAAAGCCGUAGCUGAAACAGUAUUUCAAGUGAACGCUGCUAACAAAGUAGACUUGAAGGUUCCGAAUGUUUCGGUGAUCGUUGAGGUUAUUAAAGGAAUCGCUUUAUUAGGAGUUGUACCGGAGUUUGUGAACUAUAAAAAGUACAAUUUAUUGGCUAUUACCGAUGACUUGGAGAAAAAGGAUGAUCCUGUAUCAACAAAUGAAAGUACAGUAAACGAUAAGGAAGACGAUUUAUCGAGUGUACCCGGAAGUGUAGAUUCCACUUAG
Phyllotreta striolata is the source of this 1128-nucleotide messenger RNA. Lineage: Eukaryota; Metazoa; Arthropoda; Insecta; Coleoptera; Chrysomelidae. The record is from the annotation of a GenBank genome assembly.